Neoarius graeffei (lesser salmon catfish) is the source of this 741-nucleotide messenger RNA. It is a transcript of the gene colec10, whose product is annotated as collectin sub-family member 10 (C-type lectin). Bases 1 to 741 code for a protein of 246 amino acids. The record is from RefSeq and is a predicted model, not a curated record. The transcript has 6 exons. NCBI's taxonomy places the organism in Eukaryota, Metazoa, Chordata, Actinopteri, Siluriformes, Ariidae.
AUGGCUGCACAGGAGCUCCUCAGGAAAACUCUGGUGCUGCUUUUGUUCCUGGUUCUUUACGGCGUUUCAUCAGGGUUCUCCAUGGAUGUUUGUUCCAACACCAUUUUACCCGGAUCCAAAGGAGAUCCCGGCGAGGUGGGCGAUACAGGAGAUGAUGGACGAGUCGGGAAAACUGGACCGCCGGGACACACAGGCACCCCGGGGGAGAAUGGAGAGAAAGGAGACGCUGGGAGAACUGGGAAGUCUGGUCCUGCAGGAGAGCGAGGAGAAACGGGAGAGCGAGGAAGCGCUGGUCCCUCAGGGAUGAAGGGGAAAGCAGGUUCGACGUGUGACUGUGGAAGGUACCGGAAAGUAGUCGGACAAAUGGACAUCAACGUCAGCAAACUGAAAAACGCCAUCAAGUUCCUGAAAAACGUGAUUCUGGGUGUUAAAGAGACGGAGCAGAAGUUUUACCUGCUGGUGAAGGAGGAGCGUAAACACAAUGACGCUCAGCUGAACUGCAGACUCAGAGGAGGAACCCUGGCUCUGGCUGACAGCCAGAACAUCAGCACACUGCUGGGUUCCUAUGUCAGUGAGGCAGGUCUUACUCAUGUUCUCAUUGGAACAGAAGGAGAACCCGAGCAUGGGGGGAACUCAACAGUUUCAGCUCGCAGGUGCACGCAGGUGGCGUCUGACGGAGCGCUGAGUCGGGCCGAGUGUGACGCCGAGAAGUUCCACAUCUGUGAGUUCUCCAGGAACUAA